Molecule: messenger RNA, 2152 nt
Organism: Lonchura striata (white-rumped munia)
Lineage: Eukaryota; Metazoa; Chordata; Aves; Passeriformes; Estrildidae
Source: RefSeq, a predicted model, not a curated record
AUGUAUGGGCAUUUACGUCACGGCAGCCUCACUGGGGACUCCAGAAAUGGCUGCGGCGGAAGGUCGGAGCAGCCCCGCUCCCGCUAUAAAGGGGGCGGCGGGGAGGGAGCGCCGGGUGUCCGCUCGGGCUGCGCCGCCGCCGGGCCCUGCCUGCCUCCCCCCGCCCGGCCCUGCCCCCGCAGCGCCCCCGACCCCCGCCCCGGCACCCCCGCACCGCCCCAAGCACCCCCGCACCCCCGGCAUCACCGCGGGGUCCCCGGCCCCCGCCCCGGCACCCCCGCACCGCCCCAAGCACCCCCGGCAUCACCGCGGGGUCCCCGGCCCCCGCCCCGGCACCCCCGCACCGCCCCGGGCUCGCCGAGCCUGGCCCGGCUCAUCCCCGAGCGUCGCUCGGAUCCGUGCGGGCGCCCCGGGCGUUCCCAGCUCACCCCGGGCUCGCCGCGAGCAUCGCCCCUGAGCAUCCAGCGGCUGUCCCUGGGCAGUCCCCGGCUCAUCCCGAGCGCCCGGCUCUCGCCGAGCAUCCCCGGCUCGUCCCAGCCCUGCCCCCCCGCUCCGGCCGCGUCUCCAGGGAAGAUGCUCAACGUUAUGGAUUUCUCCUGCCCGGAUCCGCUUUACUCCAAGUACGAGGAGAGCUGCGAGAUCAAAACCGGAGACCUGCAGGGCUUGGGGCAGCCUGAGCAGCAACUUCUGGCAGAGGCCGAUUUCCUUGGAGGUGAGCUGCUGGGCGUCCCCGGCAGCGGCGGGGCCGUGGAUUACUCCCUGCUGGGCAGCCAGCCCUCCCCUUCCCUCAGCUACACCGGCAGCUUCUUCAUCAAGGCGGUACCGGAGCACCCGCAGGACCAGGAAUCCCUCUUCAACCUGAUGUCGGGGAUCCUGGGCAUCUCCCCCUUCGCCUCCCCCGAGGGCCACCAGAGGCACCUGGACGCUCUUUACCCGUGUCCCGAGGUGGCUCAGAGCCAGCUGGACCUGUACUCGUCGUGCCAGGCCGAGCUGAGCGGAUCCAGCCCGGCCCCGUUCCCGGAGCCGGGCUACGGCGCCUUCCCCGCGGCCGAGGGCGCUCAGCCCCCGCCGGCGCAGCCCGCGCUGGGAAACGCCUCCCAGUGCUUCUUCCAGCCCAAGCUGCUGGACGGCAAGCAGGACGUCAAGCUGUCCUCGGGCUCGCCGCCGCUGGACAAGUUCAAAGCCGCCUGCGCCCCGUGGGAGCCCGUCUCCCAGCAGCACCAGGCCUACCUGCCCGCUGCCUUCCACCCUGCCGAAGGCUUCGCGGCCGCCGAGGGCGGCCAGGGGCUGUUCCACCCGCUGGGCUCCAAGAUGGAGAGCGUCUUGUCCGGCAGCUGCCAGCCGGAGCUCGGCGGCCUGGCAGAGGAGGCCGCCUGCUUCGGAGCCCAUCUGGGCUUCGGCUGCGAGCCGGAGAACUUCCCCGCCCGCGGGGACUUCGCCGACGGCAAGAUGCACAGCCUCCCCGCGCCCUUAUUGCCGGACUUCGACGCCUCCCUGGCGCAGGCCGAGGUCCUGCCGGGCCUGAUGGGCUCCGCCGAGCUCCUGCAUCCUCACCCCUCGCCCUCCGUGCCCCCCACGGACUUUCUGGGCCACCCCACGCCCUCCUCGCUGCCCGCGCUGCUGCCCGGCGCCCCUCCCGCGCCGGCCGAGCCCAGGAAGAAGACGCGGCGCGGCAAGUGCUCCUCCAAGUGCUUCUGCCCCAAGCCCCACGAGAAGGCGUUCGCCUGCCCGGUGGAGAACUGCAUCCGCAGCUUCGCCCGCUCCGACGAGCUCAACCGGCACCUGCGCAUCCACACGGGCCACAAGCCCUUCCAGUGCCGCAUCUGCCUGCGCAACUUCAGCCGCAGCGACCACCUCACCACGCACAUCCGCACCCACACGGGCGAGAAGCCCUUCUCCUGCGACACCUGCGGCCGCCGCUUCGCCCGCUCCGACGAGAAGAAGCGCCACAGCAAGGUGCACCUGAAGCAGAAAGCCCGGACCGAGGAGAAGCUCAAGGGCCUGGGCUUCUUCUCGGUGGGGCUCUCCUUCGGCACCCUCUGAAGCCCCGCUGGGCCUGAGCGCUGCCGGGCGCCGCUGCCCGAGGGCCCCGGGUCUCAGGGGAGAGCCGGGGGGCGGUGCGCCCCGGGGCCCGGAGGAGAGAGCGGCGGGG